This is a messenger RNA of Lodderomyces beijingensis, 540 nucleotides long. The record is from the annotation of a GenBank genome assembly. NCBI's taxonomy places the organism in Eukaryota, Fungi, Ascomycota, Pichiomycetes, Serinales, Debaryomycetaceae.
AUGAAGGUCACUGUCAGAUUAUCAACAGAGUCCUCCUUCACCGUUACUAUACCAGACAACUCCACCGUUGAAGACUUGAAAACCAGCAUCAAGGUCAACAGCACGACCCAGCAACCCGUAGCCAAGGACUUCAAGUUGAUCUAUAAUGGCGAAAAGUUACAACCGCACUCAAAGCUGUUGCUGUCGUUUGGCAUGACUCCCGAAAAGGACCCACUUAGUGUCAUCUUGAUGUCCAAUAGCACCGACACGCCUCCAAUCUCGCCCCAGUGCUCAUCGACAGAUUUGACCUCCCCCUCUGGCACUGCCACCCCCACCACAAUCAAGAAGCCCAAGAAGAAAAACAGAUGCAGCUUCAAAAGCUGUGUGUCGGCACCUCUAAGAAUGGUGGGCCAUUGUUCCCACUGCCAGGGGAAGUUCUGUGCUAAGCAUAGGUUGUUGGAGGACCACAUGUGUGUUGGCUUGCAGUUUUGUAAAGACCGUGCUCAUGAAUCUAACGCUUUGAAAUUGCAAAGUGAAAGAACCAUGACCAGCAGAGUUUAA